AGGAAGGGAACGUUGAAACUCGUAAUGCACUUUGACCUGUUUGCUGUUCCCAAGAAACGCAUGAGAGCAAAUUGGGUGAUGGACACCCUGGGAAGAGGGAAGAGAAACAUUUCUCAAUGGAACUGAAACUGCAGAAGCACUGAUGAAAGGAGAACCGCAGCUUCAUCUGAUACGUGAUCUCAGCCUAAAUUUUUGGGUUCAUCCCUACAAACUGCGGUCUGCUUUUCUCGGUGCCUCAAAGCCCACGGCGCUCUAAUUUCAUCUCCUGGAAUCAAGACUGUCAAUAAAGAGCCAUAAACCAAUCGAAGCAGUAAUGUUCAGCAAGUAACCUUCUCCCGGGGACCCUCGCUAUGAUUUUUCCUUUUAGAAAAUCGUAGAGGAACGGGCACGCUUCAAAGCAACAUACAAAAGCUUUGAGCGAGGUGUUUCUCUCUGUCUAUCCCGGGCAGCCUAAAUCCCAGAGAGAUGAAUUGGUGAUGACUGGCUCAGAACAACGCUCGGAUUUCCUUUGGCAGUGGCACACGGCCCUGGAGAGUCACCUGGAGGCAGAGGUCAGCACGGCACCGCUACCGGGUUACCAGCUCCGUGACACUGCUGCUAGACAAAACGCCCUGCUAUGCAAACGCUUUUGAUGCGCUCGGUGCAUUUGAAAACGCAGUUUAACGUAAGCAAAAGCGAGUAACUGAAAGCAAUUGAGAAAGCGCCGCUUGCGUUGGAGCGAGGCUGGCGUUAAGUAACUUGGGGAGAGCGCUCGUUUAGCCAUAAACAGACGCCAGCAGGCAUGAAAAGCGGCCAAGGAACGAGUUCCAGCGAAAACCACACGCGAAGGAGCCGCGGGUACCCCUGGGCGCCUCGGUCUGACCAAAUGACUGCAAUUAACACCGCGAUCGCAGGAUGCUGGCCGUGCUCAAGCCCCGAGCUCCGCCCGGCGAACGGACGCGAUCAGGAGCUGCUGGGUGACGCGGAACGGUGAUGGGCACGAGGUGCCGCGCUGCGUGCGGCACGGCGACAGCUUCUGAUUGACAGUUAAAAGUGGGAGAAGAUCGAAGGAAGAAUUUAAAACGCGCUGCAUGCUGUUCAUUGCUGUGAGCUGGAAGAUUCCAUGUUUGUGUGUAAUCCAACAGAAACAGUCUACCGGCUACUGCCACGUUUUCCUCUAUUGGUAAACAUCAGCUGCUGCUUGCUCUUCUGGGAGGAGGAUUGAAUUACUUCCAGAUGGAGAGCUCUUUCGGCCAAUUUAAGCCAUUCCAGCUGAUUUAAGACAGCAGGCAGAAAAAAAAUGGAAUAGACCACAUGAAGAAGCACGUAAAGCUUAUUUUCUGCAAGAUGUUAUUUGGAGGACCAAAUACACUUUUGGAGACCAUCGGAGAUGAAAGAUUAAUCCCAUGAUGUUUUUGUUCCCUCCACGUACUGUUCCGUACUAAGUCAGUGUUGCUUUGUGUUAAGGACAGAUGCUGGUUGUGUAGUGUCAGCAUGUCGACGGUGACAAGUGCUGAGACGCCGGAGGAACCUAAUGCUCCUCUCCUUGAGGAAAAGCCAAAGGGAAAAUCACUAUUUAAUUUGGGCUCGCUCUUUGCUAACAGGAGUGAAAAAUUUGUAAUUGCUAGGAGUGAUAGUGUACCAGAAGAGAACGUUCUGAAAAUAACCAUCACAGAGACUACAGUCAUCGAGUCAGACUUAGGCAUCUGGAAUUCUCAUGCUCUCAUCUACCUCACUUUGUGGUUUUUCUUCAGCUUUUGCACUCUUUUUCUUAACAAAUACAUCCUUUCACUACUGGAAGGAGAGCCCAGCAUGCUAGGUGCUGUCCAAAUGCUUUCAACCACCUUUAUUGGCUGCAUAAAAAUGUUUGUUCCAUGCUGCUUGUACCAGCACAAAACGCGCAUCUCUUAUCCACCCAAUUUCAUCAUGAUAAUGCUGUUUGUUGGACUGAUGAGAUUUGCAACAGUAGUCUUAGGGCUCGUCAGCCUGAAAAAUGUGGCAGUUUCAUUUGCAGAAACAGUUAAAAGCUCUGCACCUAUUUUUACGGUUAUCAUGUCUCGGAUGAUAUUAGGGGAAUACACUGGAUUGCUGGUUAAUCUCUCUCUCAUUCCUGUUAUGGGUGGGCUAGCUCUGUGUACAGCUACUGAACUCAGUUUCAACAUUCUAGGUUUCUCAGCAGCUUUAUCUACUAACAUCAUGGACUGUUUGCAGAAUGUCUUUUCCAAAAAAUUACUCAGUGGAGAUAAAUACAGAUUUUCGGCCCCAGAGCUUCAGUUCUAUACAAGCGCUGCUGCAGUGGUUAUGCUUAUUCCAGCUUGGAUAUUUUUCAUGGAUGUGCCGGUGAUUGGGAAAAGUGGAAGGAGUUUUAGUUACAACCAAGAUGUUGUUGUACUUCUCUUAAUAGACGGAGUCUUGUUCCACCUGCAAAGUGUUACAGCCUAUGCCCUGAUGGGAAAAAUUUCUCCUGUGACUUUCAGUGUUGCUAGUACUGUGAAGCAUGCACUGUCAAUCUGGCUCAGUAUUAUUGUGUUUGGUAACAAAAUCACAAGCCUCUCAGCCAUUGGGACUGUUCUAGUGACGGUGGGAGUUCUGCUUUAUAACAAGGCAAAGCAGCAUCAGCAGGAAACUAUACACAGCCUGGCAGCUGCAGCCCCACAGCCCGCACCAAGUACAACUGAAGAUACUGAGCCACUGAUUGCCAAGGAUUUGAAACCAUAUGACUGAUACGGUCGCUGAUUCUCACGACCCAGUGCAGCUCAAAGGGGCUCUCCCCAGAAGUGAUUGUUUCUGCAGCUCUUGACGCUGACGUGGUUCCUUGGAGGUGCACAGCAAGUCAGGCCUGGGACUUGAAGCAGAGAGAGAACGACGAGGAGAACCCAGGAAGCCUUGAUGUGCUGAGAAACUGAAAUAGCAAAAGGCUUGGUGUCAUUUAAUGUGGUGAACGUGGGCUUUUUGAUCUCUCGACUGCAAAAAAACCACACAAGCCUCUAUUAGAGACAGAACUUUGGCGUCUUGUGGGAAAAUCAUUACUUCCUCCUUGCCCAGGAAAACAAUGUGAAAACUUUGACCCGUCUCUGUAUUCGGCUUUCUUGCAGUGGGAUGAAAUUUCAAAGUGUUAGUUACUGUCUGCCGCAUCCUCCGUCACCUGUUUGUGUUGCAGAGCUGGAAGAAGGAACCUGCCCCUUCCCCAGCUCUCGUCUCAGCAAGUGGUUUAUUUUGGUAACGCCCUUGUUGAAGUAAACUACAGACACGAGUCCCUGCCUCAGAGCACCGUGAGCCGCUGUCUCCAGCUACAAAGCUAGCAGUGGGAAGUCAUUUUUUGGCUGAAACUCAAAAGGGAAAUAUUUCAUCCUGGUUUUGUAUUUACAGUAUUGAAAUGCGAAUACACAGACAUACUUGCACUGUGUAACCGGUGCUGAAGUACGGAUUUGCAGUUGCUUGCAGAUUAUCACCAGAAUCUGUGAUUUUGGUGAUGAUAAGCCAGGAUACCUGUAUUUCUAUCAGAAACCAUUUUAAUGUCUGAAUUUCCUGCCUUUUGUUAUGUGUUUUUUAAUGAGGAAGUGAGCUGUUACUUUGUAGCAUUAUUUCCAGGACUGCAACAAGAAUGCUGCCUUUCAGAAACUCAGGGUUAUGACCCUACGUGCAAAGUAUUCCUGACAUUUCCAGUUAUGUGAAGAAUCUCGGGGGUAUCUGACAGAGCUGGAAGGGGACCAUGAACUGAGGCUGAUCUGAGAGUUCUUCCUUUUUUGGAGAAGUUACAUUUCGUGGCUGAUCAGAGGUUAAAAGCCAACUUUUUGCCUUCCCUUUAAGGAAACCUUACAUUUUAUUCGUUUGUUUUUGCAAAAAAAAGGGCACGUGUACCCACAGAAACCAUCACAUGGGCUUUUUUUGGUAACACAAUGAACAAAAUAAGCUGACUUUUAAUAAUUGCCUCCCUCUUGAAGGAGUGUAGCUUGGCGUCAGAAGCCCGGAUAAAGUGUUCCUUAGGGUAAAAUACAAUUCCUAAAAGGAAGUUGCAGGGGGAGUUCUCAGGACACCUCAGCUCCUGCUCACGUUUCCCACGUGAGAUAUUCCAUGAGCCUGAGUCAGCUGCUCCUGGGGAGGGCAAAAAUGUGUCCCUGGGGAAGCCUGGCCUCAGGCUCUGUUCCAAUAGCAGCAGGUGCUUGGUGUCCUGAUGGCUCCCAGGGUUGCAUUCCUGUAGGUGGCUGGUUGCUUGGAGCAGGAGGGAAAUGCCAGUUUGUCACCGUUGUGCGAUGUCUGUUCCGUUGUGUUCUUUUGGUGCGUUGUCAUUGCUCGUACUGCUUGCAAAGAGCUGUGGUCUGUGAAAUGGAGAUCCGUUUGUCGGGUUUGUUCUUUAUGCUUUUCAAGAAUCUGUGUAUUUGGCAGAAAACAAAGCCCGUCGUGCA
Molecule: messenger RNA, 4385 nt
Organism: Numida meleagris (helmeted guineafowl)
Lineage: Eukaryota; Metazoa; Chordata; Aves; Galliformes; Numididae
Gene: SLC35E2B
Product: solute carrier family 35 member E2B
Exons: 11
Coding region: 1474-2703 (409 amino acids)
Cellular component (GO): Golgi apparatus
Molecular function (GO): antiporter activity
Source: RefSeq, a predicted model, not a curated record